Hemicordylus capensis (graceful crag lizard) is the source of this 2445-nucleotide messenger RNA. It is a transcript of the gene KRI1, whose product is annotated as KRI1 homolog. Gene Ontology annotation, cellular component: 90S preribosome; nucleolus. The record is from RefSeq and is a predicted model, not a curated record. The transcript has 19 exons. Gene Ontology annotation, biological process: endonucleolytic cleavage in ITS1 to separate SSU-rRNA from 5.8S rRNA and LSU-rRNA from tricistronic rRNA transcript (SSU-rRNA, 5.8S rRNA, LSU-rRNA). Lineage: Eukaryota; Metazoa; Chordata; Lepidosauria; Squamata; Cordylidae. The coding region runs from base 53 to 2269 and encodes 738 amino acids.
ACUGACCCGGAAGUGAAGGGGCCCACGUGUGCGAGAGAACGGAAGACCCCUGAUGUCUGCGCCGCCCGAAUUGCGGAUCAACGCGGCUUUUGCUGCGCGCUACAGCCAAUACCGACGGCGGGAGGAGUUGCAGCGUCUUCAGGAUCGUUAUGGGGCUGCGGGCGAAGAUGAGGCGGCGAGUUCCGAAUCGGAGGCUAGCGACGAGGAGGAGGAGGUGGUGGAACUUGACUCCAAACUGGAUUGUGCAUUUUACCGUACAUUGGCCUUGCUGAAAACCAAGGAUCCUCGGAUUUAUCAGAAAGAUGUCACUUUCUUCCAAAAUGAAGCUUCGUCCUCAACCAGUGAUGGUGAGAAGCCACCCUUAAAGAAGAAAGAAAAGCCUAUGUAUCUGAAGGAUUAUGAGAGGAAAGUCAUCCUGGAGAAGGCAGGCAAAUAUGAAGAUGAGGAAGGAGGAGCAGUUAAAAAACAAAAGAGUUACGUAGAAGAACAGAAGCAACUUAAGGAGAGCUUCCAGAAGUUUGUGACUGACAGUGAUGAAGAAGAAGAGGAUGAAGGUGGCAGUUCAUCUGCCUUGCUGUACAAACGGGCCAAGAGUAAGGAGGAAAAGGAGCAUGAAGAGGCAGAUUACAUCAGCUGGUUGAAAGGUCAGGAGAAGCCACAGGAGGAAGAGAUACUGAGGGAUUUGGCCCCACUUAAAGAAUACUGGAGCGAUCCCAAACUGGAUGAAGGGGAGCAAUUCCUACGUGAUUACAUCUUGAACAAACGCUACAAGGAGGGAAGUGAGGAGGAGGAGGAAGAAAAAGGGCUAUCUGGAGUGCAGCUAGUUGUGUCGGACUCAUCAGAUGAAGGCGAGCUCUUCCUCCAGAAGCAAGAGGACUUUGAGCGCAAGUACAACUUCCGCUUUGAGGAGCCCAAUGCUCAGCAGGUGAGCACGUAUCCUCGCAUCAUUGCAACUUCAGUACGCCGAAAGGAUGAGCGCCGCAAAGAGAAACGCCAGGAGAUUCGUGAGCGCAAGAGGAAGGAAAAGGAGCAUAAGCAGGAAGAAUUAAAGCAGCUGAAGAACUUGAAACGCCGGGAGAUCCUGGAACGGCUGGAGAAGCUGCGUGAGAUUACUGGAAGUGCAGCCAGCACCUUCCAGGAAGGGGACCUUGAAGGGGACUUUGAUCCUGCCCAGCAUGACCAGCUCAUGGAGAAAUUCUUCGGGGAUGACUACUAUGGAGUCGGUGAGGAAGAAAAACCACAGUUUGGUAUGGAGGAAGGGAUUGAUGAUGAAUUGAAUUGGGACAAUUGGACAGGAAGGGAUGGUGUCGAGGCAGAAGCUGACAUAUGGCGGCGGCAGCAGGAGGAGGAAGACUACCAGCCCCACUGUGAGGAUCCCGACUUUGUGAUGGAUGCAGAUUAUGACCCUUCCCAGCCUGGUCCAUCAAAGAAGAAGCGGAAGUUGAAAGCCUCCCUUGUAGGCAAGAGGAAGGGCAAGUCACCGUUUGCAGAGGCCAUCUGUCGGCCAAAAGAAUCCUUUGACCCUGAGGCCAAGACGUUUGAGCAGUAUGUGGAUGAGUUCUACCGCUUGGAUUAUGAAGACCUGAUAGGAGACCUUCCCUGCCGCUUCAAAUACCGCACGGUGGUCCCCUGCAGCUAUGGACUCUCAACGGAUGAGAUCUUGGUAGCUGAUGACAAAGAGCUGAACCGCUGGUGUUCUCUGCGGAAGACCUGCAUGUACAGGUCCAAGGAGGAGGAGCUGCAAGACAAGUCGGCCUAUGAGAGGAAGGGCCAAAAUGCCUGGAAGAAGCAGCAGAUUCUCAAAUCGCUUUGGACAGAGGUGGAAGAGCUAGGAGACAGAAAGGAGCCUGCAGGCAAGAAAGGAAAGAAGAGCAGGGAGAAGGCCAAGCGGCAAGAGCUGCCUUCUGAAGAGCUGCCACUGGCCAGUACUGGGGGCGAGGAGGAGACGCUCCUGUUUCCCGAGAGGGCCACCAGGAUUGCAAGCAAGGAAUUGGAAGAGACAGCUGCUACUGCCUCGGAGGGCCCCUCUUCUUCUCCUUCUCCACACCUCAGUGGCAAGAGACUGAAGAAGAGAGGCAGGAGGGGGUUGCUGCUGGGCACCAAAGUGUGGGUGGGGGGCUCCGCAUUCAGCCGCCAGAGGCUCCAAGCCUACGGUCUCAAUCCCAAGCGUCUACACUACCGCCAGCUGCUUCGAGAGAAAAAGCAGAAGCAGAAGGAAUGCCCCAGACGGACUUGGCAGCACCAAGGGAGCAAAGUGGCUCAGGGUUGAGCAGUCCCAUUGAGCUGAGCAAUAGGCGCCGCUCUCGUACCAUCCACUUUCCUCAAAGUGAGUGCGGGUGGUCCUCUAGCUCUUAGCCAAGAUUCUGUGGCCCUUGUUUCCAGUGUAGGUGAACCGUUUAACUUGUAUUGUAGAAUGAUUCCAAUACAUCCCUCUUCAGUACCUCC